AGCUCAUGAAUCUCCAACGCUCUCACACUGAGGAGAAAUCCUUCAAGUGCAAGGUUUGUGACAAAGCAUUCUGCAACUCAUCGAAACUCUUGCGUCAUCAGAGGAUUCACACAGGAGAGAAACCAUUCACAUGUGAGGUGUGUGAUAAAUCAUUCUCCGUGUCCUCACACCUCCGUGUGCAUCAACGCAUCCACACAGGGGAGAAACCUUUUAGAUGCAAGGUGUGUGACAGAUUAUUCUCACGGUCAGAGAAUCUCCGAACACAUGAACGUGUCCACACAGGAGAGAAACCAUUCACAUGUGAUGUAUGUGACAAAUCAUUCUCACAAUCAGGACAGCUCCGCACACACCAACGAAUCCACACAGGUGAGAAGCCAUUCACAUGCAAAGAGUGUGACAGAUCAUUUUCAGAUUCAUCGUCGCUCCGUAGACAUGAGCGCAUUCACACAGGGGAGAAGCCAUUCACUUGUGAAGUGUGCAGUAAAUCCUUCUCAUCGUCAUCGACCCUCCACACACACCAAAGUAUUCACACUGGUGAGAAACCAUUCAUGUGUGUCAAAUGUUUCAAAUCAUUCUCAGAUUUGUCAUACCUCCGCAGACACAAGCGCAUUCACACAGGAGAGAAACCAUUCACUUGUGAUGUAUGCAAUGAAUCAUUCUCAGCAUUAUCGACCCUCCGCACACAUCACCAUAUUCACACAGGAGAGAAACCAUUCACUUGUGAGGUGUGUGACAAAUCGUUUUCUCAGUCAGGGAUUCUUCAGGUACACCAACGCCUCCACACAGGGGAGAAACCAUUUACGUGUGGGGUAUGUGAUAAAUCAUUCUCGCAGUCAGAAAGCCUUCGCAGACACCAAUGUAUCCACACAGGUGAGAAUCCAUAUACAUGCGAGGUGUGCACAAAAUCAUUCUCGAGGUCCUGGAACCUCCUGCUCCAUCAGAGGAUCCACACAGGGGAGUAACCCAUUCAACCUGAGAUUUGUGAUGAAGGUUUUGUGAUGUCUUUGACCAUGGGGGAUGCCACAUAAUUUUCACAGGAACAAAUAGUUGUGAUGUUUGUUCAAUGGUCUUAAUAGUACUUUCACCCAGUCAGUAUAUCUCCUGUAUAAGGGUCUGGUAUAAGCCAGUUCAUGUACCUUUCCCAAACCAUUUCGGUCUGUUCCAAAUUUUUGUAAAGGAUGUUAGUUAAUUUGGAGAGAUAUCACUUUGAAGAGAAGUACAAGCAAGGGAAGAGAUGUACAUCAGUGACAUGCUGUCAGGAGCUGCACUCUCUUUGAAGGAAGUUGAUGCUGGUACACAGUGUGAAAUAUUCCAAUUCAACAAGAAGCAACAACACAACAUGCUCGGGAAAUCGUCAGCCCAGCAGAGGUGUUGGAAAACAUCUAGUCUCCAUAUCAUCAGAAAUGGGUUAUAAACCCAAAUUGUGCAGUGGAACCUUCAAACAUUUCAACAUACUGACCCCAUGGGAAUUGCUUGGGAUGUUUCAAAUUCCAACAGGCAAUAUCCUCUCAGGGAUCCUCUUUAAAAAAUUUCAAAGGAAUUUGUGUCAGAGAGUUUUAACAGUUCCAAUGUACUUACCUGAACAGUUGUCUGAAAUUAUCAGCUGCAACCCGAAAAACAACUUCCCAACUUGCUGACUAUACCCCUGACUGAUCCCUACCCCAGCCAACCCCGCUGCACUAUUCGUGCUCUGAUCUCCGCACGAUUCUCUGUGUGGAUUCCUGCACUGAUUGUCUUCAUGCUCUCUUCAAAUGUGACAGGCAGUUGUGACAAAAAGAUGUCCUGAAACCAUCAGCCAAGCAUUCGAGAGGGCUGUUCAUGACUCAUGACACUUCAUGGAUGAAGCUAGGAGUAGACCUCUGUACUCUUACUGAAAUGUUACGGUAGACGACAAUGAAGGGGAAAAUAAAGUAAAUUUUUUUUAAAAGCAAUAGCAUUAAAAGGGAUAGCAAGGAUAUAAAGGGUUAACUCAGAAUAGCCUACAGUAUGGAAAAUUCCUGAUAGACUGCAUACACAUAUCCUUACAGAUGACCAAGGACAGGAAAUAAAGAAUGACCUUUCCCCCACUUGAGAAACUGCUGAGGCCUGUCUACAACUGAGAAAUGAAUUUACUGGUAGUGAAGAGAAUGGAGAUGAUGAGGCUGCAACCCUGAGGUCAGAGAUGUCAGGAUCAGGCACAUGGAACUCCCAUAGUUAAUGUGUGGUUUGCACAUAGUUUCAAGAGAGAACUCAAAAACCAGUUAACAAACCUUCAGUGGAACUCCAGGACAUAUGACUCAGCUAACUGCCAGGUCAAAUUCCUUAAGUUAGAGGCCAGGCUUGCACCAAUCAGGACAUUACAUGCCAGUUAGCAAUCGCUAAUUUGAAAUUUAGGCAUUCAACCUGCAAUGUAAUACUACAAGGAAAAUAUUUUAAUUUUCUUCUGUUUUCACAAAGCAUUUUCUUAGUUUUGAAUAACUUUAACCUGCUUAAAUGUAGUAAACCUAUUAUUUUGUUUAAAACCAUUUGAACUCUUAAAAAGCCAGGUUUAAAUAUUAGAGUAACAGUUAGAACAUGCACUAAUGCUAGUGGUUGGUAAGUUGUCUGCACGGAAUAGGGAGUGUAACUGUAUUUUAUGUAUAAAAGCCACAACUAUUUGCAACUCAGAGCCUUUGAGCUGUUUCUCCAUGCAUGUGA
Stegostoma tigrinum is the source of this 2676-nucleotide messenger RNA. Its product is annotated as zinc finger protein 271-like. The record is from RefSeq and is a predicted model, not a curated record. The transcript has a single exon. NCBI's taxonomy places the organism in Eukaryota, Metazoa, Chordata, Chondrichthyes, Orectolobiformes, Stegostomatidae. Bases 6 to 962 code for a protein of 318 amino acids. Gene Ontology annotation, molecular function: RNA polymerase II cis-regulatory region sequence-specific DNA binding; DNA-binding transcription factor activity, RNA polymerase II-specific. Gene Ontology annotation, biological process: regulation of transcription by RNA polymerase II; central nervous system development. Gene Ontology annotation, cellular component: nucleus.